Molecule: messenger RNA, 682 nt
Organism: Brassica oleracea var. oleracea
Lineage: Eukaryota; Viridiplantae; Streptophyta; Magnoliopsida; Brassicales; Brassicaceae
Product: putative glycine-rich cell wall structural protein 1
Exons: 1
Coding region: 110-469 (119 amino acids)
Source: RefSeq, a predicted model, not a curated record
AUGUGGACGCUUUCUGAAGCAUCUCACUCACAAUAACAAUUUCCUUCUUCUUUUUUUGUUUUAAGGUAACAAUCAACGAAUCAAAGAUGGUGCACACUUUGACAUCACCAUGAGAAUCACGAAGAGCAGAGCACACUUUGUUACAAAUUACGUCGUCAUGCUUAUGAUUAUUCUGCUUCUGUUCAAGUUCAACACGGUGGUUGCCAGGGGUGGUGGUGGUGGUCACGGUGGCGGUGGUGGUGGUGGUGCUCACGGCGGAGGAAGGGGUCACGGCGGAGGAAGGAGUCACGGCGGAGGAGGUGAAGGCCGUGGUGGGCAUGGAGAAGAAGAAGGCGGGCGAGGGAUCGGAGGUGCAGGCGGUAUGGUUCAUCGACCACGACCAUUGACAAGGAGUGGAGAUUCUGCACUAAACCCUUUUGCGGGUGUAUCUUCGACUAUUCUACUGAUCAUCGUUUUUCUAUUUAACUAGAGCUUAACAUGUGUCUUCGCCAUCAAGGAAUUUUUAGGAAUUGAUUUUGUUAGGUAAGCUGUGUGAUCGUUAGUUUUAAGAAGAUUUGUCUUUUGACUCUUUGUGUUUGUUUAGACACAUGAAGGACAAUUAGUAAGAAAAAGAUGUUUCCUUUGUUUAAGAAAAUAUAUUUUUGCAAAUACGCUUUUGCUAGUUCCUAAAACCAAACUUAAG